Molecule: messenger RNA, 1230 nt
Organism: Coccidioides posadasii C735 delta SOWgp
Lineage: Eukaryota; Fungi; Ascomycota; Eurotiomycetes; Onygenales; Onygenaceae
Source: RefSeq, a predicted model, not a curated record
CCUUUUCCCUCUCGCACAGUCCUGGCUUGUCGACGUGGCGCUCUCCUCCGGCCUCCCAUGUGGCGUGACCUAAGAUUCUGAUCGCUGGAGACCCUCCGGCUCCCAGUAUCUGACGAGAUCUGCGCUAUCCUGAGGUCGAGGUUGCUAUGACCUGCCGUGGAACACUGAAAUCAUGAUUGAUUUGCAGAUCCCACUCAUCUUUGGCGAGCGGUUCCUAUCCUACCUGCGCUUCCACACCGUCAGACUUCGGUCACCAUGAGUUUCCUGAAUUCAGUUCUCACAUCCAUCGGUACAGGGGAUGCAUCGAUCACCCCACCCCCAGCCCACAGAAAAGCUUCAGCAGCCCCCAUACCUUCUAUCACCAACAAAACACCUUCGACCCAGAGUUAUAGCUCUGGACUCGGCCAGAAACGAAAAGCUGGGCAAGAUGUACCCCACCCUGCCAGCAAGGUCGCUAAGACUGCAAAGCCGGCGUCACAGCUGAGCCUGCAGAAUCGACCUUCCCCCCCUCGGCCAUCCACAAAGGUGUCCUUUACUCCAAAACCAACUACCUCCUCGACACCAAAGCCUGUGAACUCUGCGCCCACCAAGCCUCCACCAAAAGGCUCUUUUGCCGAUAUCAUGGCGCAAGCCAAGGCUCUUCAGCAGCAAAAGCCACUCAACGUUGGCAUGAUAAAACACCAGACGGUUACGAAGGAAAGAAUGAGUAAGGCGAAGCGGGAACGUUUGCUGAAAGGAGCAAAGCACCGGGAACUAGAGGUUGGCAGAGGCAAAAAGUCAAUCACGCCGGGCGCCCCGCCUAGUGUUCCUAACAGGAUGAAAUCCCUGUCUCGCAAAACAAGUGCUGAACCAGAAUACAAAGGGACUGCACGUCCAUCAAGUGCCACUAGCUAUGCCGGCACCGCAGGGCUUCCAUCGCGGCGUGGUGCCAGUGCGGGCGCGCAGAAAGGCAGCCAAGGAAAACAUGCUCGUCGCCGUGUAGUGGACGAGUACCUCGGGACAGAUGAAGAAGACGAAGGCGAUUACUAUGGUGCGGAUGACUACGACGAUUACUCGGAUGCUUCGUCCGACAUGGAGGCCGGAAUUAUGGAUAUGGAGGACGAAGAGCAAGAAGCCCUUCGCCAAGCCAAAGCUGAAGAUGAACGAGAGUUGAGAGCGGAAAUGGAGGCCAAGAAAGCCAAGUUGGAACGCAAGAAGAAGCUCGCUGCACUCUCCAAAUCGAAACGCUGA